Messenger RNA from Monodelphis domestica (gray short-tailed opossum), 13373 nucleotides. The record is from RefSeq and is a predicted model, not a curated record. NCBI's taxonomy places the organism in Eukaryota, Metazoa, Chordata, Mammalia, Didelphimorphia, Didelphidae.
AUCAGUGCUGCAUUCCUGGUAAAUUUCCAUUGAAUCUGCUACUUCAGUAAAUAUUUUCGUGUUCUAUUCUAACCUAUUUAUGCUCUUUUCAGUUUUUUUUCUUUCAGAUCUCUUGUUUAUUUUUUAUUUUUUCUAGUUACUCUUUUUAAAAAGUCUCUUAUUUUCCAUCUUAGAAUCAAUACUAUGUAUCAGUUUUAAGGCAGAAGAACAGUAAAGGCUAGGCAGUGAAGAUUAAGUGACUUGCCCAGGGUCACACAGCCCAGGAAUUCCCAUCUGUAGACCUUGCUCUCAAUCUCCUGAGCCAUCUAACAUCCUCCUUCAGUUACUCUUAAAGUUCUUUGGCCCAAGAUUUUUUCUGGUUCUCUAUUUUUACUUUUUGUAAAAUUUAUUUGUUCUAGAUUUUUCCUUUGGGUAUCUUUUGGAUCCAUAAUAUUUCUUUAUAAUGUUCUGCAUGCUCCUCUGUAUAUUGAUUUGGAAUUUCAUGCCCAAAUCUGCAUUUCUAGCCUACUCUUAGAUUAAGAUGGUCAUAUUUGUUUGGUGCUGACCUUAGUUUUUGAUGUCUUACUUUAGGCUUUUACUUCCUCUGUUGUGUCCAGGCUUAGAGUGCCGACCAGCCUUAGUGUCUCUGUCAGAGCUCUGUUGGCUUUGUGAUCUGGGUGCUACCACUCCCACCCUUUGUGAGAUGUUGCUUGUUAGGGUGGGGAGGUGUUGUGGUCUUCUGUCCCCCAUUCUCCUGAAUUGGAGCUGACUUUCCUGCUAGGACUAGGGCUAGGCAGUGGAGUUAACUGACUUGCCCUAGGUCACACAGGUAGCAUUAGUUGGAAUUCUAAUGAUAUUCCAUGUUGUUAGUCUUUGAAUUAAUAAGGCCAUUGUAUAGAUUACUCUCCUGGUUCUGCUUACUUCACUCUCUAUCAAUUUAUAUGUCAUCCUUAGUUUCUCUGAACUUUUCAUAUUUUUAGCUUUUUAUGAUACAAUAAUAUUUCACCAGAUUAAUAUACUAUGAUUUGUUUAGCUCUUUGUUAAUGAUGGGAAUGCCUCCAGAUUUUUGGUGCUUAGAAUUUUUAUUUUAAUUUUUUUUUAACCCUUACCUUCCAUCUUGGAGUCAGAAGAGUGGUAAGGGCUAGGCAAUGGGGGUCAAGUGACUUGCCCAGGGUCACACAGCUGGGCAGUGUCUGAGGUCAGAUUUGAACCCAGGACCCCCAUCUCUAGGCUUGACUCUUAGUCCAUUGAGCCACCCAGCUGCCCCCAGUUCUUAGAAUUCUUGACAAUAAUCAAUUGAUAGUAAUACAUGAACAUAUACACAUGCAUCAUUGGAUCUUAUUAAGCAUCAGAUGUGCUAUAUUAUCUAUAGAUGAGAACAUGUAAGUCAAAGACAUCUAGGGCAAGAAAGAGGAAGGAAGCUGUAGUAUACUGGCUGCCCCUUCCUCAUGCUAAUAACAAACCUAUAUAGUCUAGGGAUAGUACAACUCAAGCCAGAAGUAGCAGGGGUGGGAAAAUUCAUCUCUCUUCCUGUUACAAGAGAAGACAAGACUGUAGAUGAAGAUUUUCAAUUCAAACCUAGAUCUCCAGAUCAUCUUUCCUCUCUUUCCCCCAGAAAAACCUCCCUCCAAAACAAAGACCUGUAGUUACAAUUGCUUUUCCCCCACACCCUCCAAUCAUCCCGUUUCUAAAUCCAACAAUUGCCAAGAUCUCUGAACACUUAGUAAAACAGACAAGGUUCAUAGAACAUCGAUUGAAACAAUGGUUCCACAUCUAUUAAUUUUGUGAUUAUCAUAAGUGUUUUGAUUUAAUUCAGUUAAUUAAGGAUGUUGGCUAUCAAUCAAGCAAAUAUUUAUUAAAGAACCUAUGUAUUGGUUAAUAUAUUAGGCUUUGAGAAUACAAAAGACAAAAAAAAACUUACGAAGCUUACAUUAAUGCUUUUCCCUUAUCUCAUAGAGUUUUGUUUUGAAUAUGAUCGAGAUAUCUUAGUGAAAUUAAGAGGAGGAUUUCUGAGGGCCUCCAGGGAAUAUACUGGGAAGAGUUGUGUCAAAGACAAAAGGGAUCAUUUUCCUACUCUCAGUGCGAGGGCACAGGGGAGGAGCACCUCUAUGAAGAUUUCCAAGACCUUGACCUCUCCCAGUUGGAUGCCAGUGAUUUGGAUUCUGCCAGCUGCUUCAGUGAACUUCAGUGGGGCCCUGAAACAUCUGAAAACGGAUUCAGCCAGUGUGGCACCUGUGGAGAAGACUCAGAACUUUUCCAGAUCAUAAGUGGUGAAAAUGAGGCCCUGUUGGCUGCUCUCACUGAGACCCUGGAUGAUAUCCAGGAAGAGGACAUGGGCCUGGCUGCCUUCCACACUCUGGAAGAUGGGGACGUGCCCACCCCAGGCCCCACCUCACCUGCCCCCUCACCCAAAGCCAGCCCUGAUGCCCUGGAUGGGCUACAGGCUCUUGGGUCUGAGGUUGAUGAACUUUCUCUGUUGCAGAAGCUACUCCUCUCACCAUCCCAUACUACUCCAAACGUGGAGGCCCAGAAGGAAGGGGCUUUCCGGAGACAAGGAGCAUCUAAGUCAAAAAGCCAACGACCUUACCUCAAGAUGGAAAGCCCCCAGGACAAGAAGUCCUCGCCUCCCCAGACUCAGAGCCGAAGCUACACAGAACUGCACAGGCAUCUCACCUCAGCUCCCUGCUGCCCCCGCACUAUGUCUCGGGCUCCAGACAGGGGAUGGCAGCAGCUGCCUCCCUCCCCGCCAGCCCAGAGCCCUCGACCCCCCAUCAAGGAAGAAAGUGACUCGGGCGAGGACUGCUCAAGCCCCAGGCUUGCCCAGACCUCGUCCCCGGCCUCCCCUAAGCCAUCUGCUGAAAGCACUGGAACCCAGUUUGCCUGUGCAGAGGACAUGCGUGCCAUGGUGGAGCUGAUCCGUUACAUGCAUACCUACUGCCUUCCCCAGAGAAAGUUGCCCAUCCAAGGCUCAGCAACACCCCCUCAGCCGUGCAACAACCCUUUCAAGAAAGCCAAGGCCGACUGCACGUUACAAAAGGCAGCAUCCUUCAAGAAUGCGGAGGGGAAGCCACCAGACAGCCUGGUGCAGAGGCCAACAGCUGUCCAACCUCCCAAAGCUUCCUGGUCCAAAUUCUCUAUACUGAGAGAGCUGCUGGCUCAAGACCUCUUCUGUGAUGUGAGCAAGCCCUACCGGCUGGCCAUGCCAAUUUACGCUUCCCUGUCACCCGGCACCAAGCCCAGCCCUGGACCCUCUGAGGAAAGCCAAAGACCCUCAUCCGAGAAGGCCUGUGAGGUGCGGAUCAAGGCCUCCCCUGGGACCUCGGAGCCCAGGCCCAGCUUCAGGCCCCUGAAACUGGAAGUGAAGGAAGAAAUCAAUGCCCUACCAGUGGCGAAGGAGGAAAAGGAGGAAGGGCAAGGGGAGGUGAGAAUGUGUACACAGAGUCCACCUCUGUCAGCGGGGACCAAGAUGGGACGGAAGCCAGAGAGCUCUGUUUAUGCUGUUCGACGCUCCAAGAGACUGAACCCCGAACUCGGCCCUUGGCUUUCAUUUGUAGAUGAGGCACCCCCAGAAGAGAGAGCAGACCCUCUGCCCUCACUGUGCCUAGACCCAGAGACCUAUGAUGCUGAGGUGGAAGUAGAGGUGGGCAGCCCGGAAGAAGGACAAAGUGUUGGUGACCAGAACCAGCAGAGAGCAACCCAGCUCCCUGCCCUGGAGAGCCCCAGUGAGAGUGGGAGUGGUGAGCCGGAUGAGGACCACAGCUGCCCUCCAUUAUGCUCGAGAGAAACUCCCAGGUGCUUCACACUGGCCUUGUCACACAAUGACCCUUCGCUGGGGAAACGGAACUUUGACCAGGUGCUGACAGUGGAGCUCUGUGGGACAGCAGGUCUUACACCACCAACCACACCACCCUACAAACCUAUUGAGGAAGACCCCUUCAAGCCAGAUGUGAACCAUAGGCCAAACAAAGAGACAGCACCAUCCACCCCAUCCCUUGAAGGUCCCCGGCCUGUGGCAAUUGCCAGAGGGCCCCAUAAGUCCCGAAAGAAGUAUCCUGAGAGGAGUGAACUCUUGGCCCACCUGAGCCGAGCCACAGUUCAGCCAUCCCAGGUAGGCCAGAAGCGACCUUUUUCCCGAUCCUUUGGAGACCACGACUAUUGCCAAGUCCUCAAGCCAGAAGGAUCCUUCCAGAGGAAGGUACUGAGGUCAUGGGAGCCCUCAGCCCACGCAGAGGACAGAUCCCAGCCCAGACUUUCCAGGGCUGAUGUACAAGUACCGAGCAAGGAAAGUGCAAGCUGCAAACCUCCCAAUAAGGACAGCAAGCCCCUAAGAGACCAUGAGAUCCGAGCCAGCUUAACGAAGCACUUUGGGUUAUUGGAUGGCACCUUGGAGGAGGAAGAUUUUGCCUUGUGCAAGAGCCCAGAAUAUGACACUGUUUUUGAGGACAGCAGCAGUGACAGUGGUUUCCUCUUGGAGGAAGAGGAGGAGGAUGAGGAUGAGGACCUCUGUGUCCAUUCUCUUCCAUGUCAGCACUGCCUCCACCCAAGACCUUUCAGCAAAGCCAGUUGGCAUCAUGGCUCUCGGAGCCGAUCAAGCUCGGGCUCUUCAUGUCACAGGUCCAGAUCCCCAGCAAACCGGAGGACUUUCAGAUGUGGAAACAAAGAACAUUGUGGAGAAGGAAGCCCAAGUGUCCGGCACAUUGAGAAGAAAAGAGAAAAGGCCAUUCAGGGAGAAGGCCGGGUGGUAUACAUUAGGAACCUCUCCAGUACUAUGAGCUCCAGUGAGCUGAAGAAACGUUUUGAAGUGUUUGGUGAGAUUGUGGAGUGUCAAGUACUGAAAAGGAACAAGAGGGGUGAGAAAGAUGGUUUUAUUACCUAUCGGUGUUCAGAGCAUGCAGCCUUGUCCCUGAGGAAUGGUGCAGCCCUGAGGAAGUGCAACGAACCCUUCUUCCAGUUGAGCUAUGGGGGCCUUGGGCAAUUCUUCUGGACCAGAUGCACUAACUUUGAUUCCAAUAUAGAAGAGGCCUCCCCGGCUUCGGUGAAAAACAAGUAUGAAGCCAUGGAUUUUGACAGCUUGCUGAAGGAGGCCCAGAGAAGCCUACAUCGAUAACAGCCUUAACCCUAGAGGAAUACCUCAAUACCUCAGUCAAGGCCCUUCCAAUAUGUUUACGUUUUCAAAGAAAUUAAGUAUAUGAAAAAAGAGAAAGAGAGAGAGAGAGUGAGAGAGAGAGAGAGAAACUGAGACUGCUGUCCCUAUAAAUCAAUGUUUACAUUGAACAAAGCUGCUUCUGUUUGUGAGUUUCCAUGGUGUUGAUGUUCCACUGCCACACUUUAGUAUCCUCGCUUCAGAUUGGUUGUUUUGGGUGCGUCUGUAAGCAUUCUGCCACCCAGCCCCACCUCCCCCUGACUCCCAACCCCCCCAGUUCCCAUUGUGGAGUUACAGCUGUGUUCCCAUCACAUUUUCUGUCUGUAGUGUGUGAUGAUAAAAUUGUUACUUGUGAAUAGAAUCAGGACUAUAAACUAAUUUUUAAUUGCAGAAAAAAAGUAUAUACUUAAAAUACCAUAUUUAUGGCUCAGAUGUACUGUACUUCGAACUAAUUCAUUGUGCCGCUUCCUGGAUCUCUAACUAUGCACUGUAAUGAGGUGCUCGCCACUGUGCUGAUGGACUCCCGGCUGGCCCCGGGAGGGAGGGAAGAAAAGAAGGAAGGAGGGAAAUCAGGGAGGGGUUGAGACCCCAUUGGACUUCAUCUCCUCCCUGGAGCAGGAGGCUGGAUGGACAUUUGUGUGAAGCCUCCAUCUGUCACCAGCCCAUCUUCCAAACCUUAUCCUUACCCAUCCCAGUCCUCUCCAUCUCUCUGCCCAACAUCAUCCCAGCCCACGACUUUGCACUGGCUACUUUGGGUGGUAGACCAACUGAUAGCCUCCAGAGCAAUGGCCAAAGGUCCAGAGUGAGACUGUGUCCCUGAUGGAAGUGGAAGAGUUCAGAGCAAGCCUUCAUGUUGUGCAGUUUCAAUCACAAUUGGACUGGUUAGCUGUCAUAUAUUUGUUGUUAUUCAGUCGUGUCUGACUCUUCGUGAUCCCGUGGACCAUAGCACGCCAAUACAGUCCAUGGGGUUUUCUUGUCAAUAUGAUACAUACCUGUGGCCUGAAAGUCCACUCUGAUUCUCAUUCACCCUCCUAUUUGCCUACCAGACAGGGAACUAUGCCAAACUCCCCAUCACUACAAACCCAGUAGAUCCAGACCAUUUUAGAGCACUUAUAAAUUUUAAGCUGCCACAAAUAAUGAUACUUACUGAAACUGCCCUUUUGCAACGAGAGCAACGGUGUGAUGUCUUAGAGAUGAGAGCAAGCCUCAAAGCCAGGAAGACUCAAGUCCACUUCUGACAUACGCUAGCCACAGGAGCCUGCACAAGUCCCUCUCUCAGCUGUAGGCAAAUCUCUAAAGCUGCAAGUUUCAGAGAAAGUGAUGACCUUCAUUGGCAGAGGGAGCCUCUUCACUAGGAGGUCCUUCUGCCAGUAAAAUUACAGAUCCAGUCCUUACCCCUAGCCUAUCUACCUGCAGUCUAGUUACUGGGCUUUGUGAAGAGCUGAUGCUAAUCUCAGUGGUCUUCAAAUGGCACCAGGCUACAGCCAUCCCAACCACAAGAUGUGGACAUUUGUUCACGGAUGCCAGAAAGAACCUUUUGGGAAUUGGUAGCUAAUUUUCUUAAUAUUGUCAAAAGACUCAGAUCGUGGAGCUUUGAUAAAGAGCAUGUUUUGUGAUUAUCUGAGAAGAUCCUAGACACAAAAAAAGUCAAGUGAGAAGGGAAUCUUGGUGGAAGCUCCCCCUAGUUGAGACAAAGCUUCUCCGCUCCUUGUACCCAGUCCCCAAGAAUCAUUAGUCCUUAUAAAAUUUAGUCCAUGGGCCCUAGCUACUAGGUCCUGGGCUGUUGUCUAGAUUCCACGUAAAUCUCAGAAACUCUAGUACAGUGGCACGGUCUCCGUAGAAGCCCUUUCUUCUCAGCUCUCUUUCAUCUCCCUUCCAUGAGGCAGGCCAUAAGUUGAGGGUUUUACCAGGCUAGAAAACACAGCAUCAGCUCAGCACUGCCCAUAUCCACUACCUCUCCUACUGGGCCAGUAGCCAGCCUGGGGAAGGAGGGUUCCCCCAAAAUAGAACCAAUCAUGUCCAAACCCAGUUAUCACAAUUCUGGGGUGAUUGUGGCUCUCAUGGCAGGUUUUACCCAAGUUUUACAAAGGAAACUGUUGCUAGCUAAUGCUCAGUUCUUACCGCUGGCGUGUCCUAGAUAAGUUUGCCCUGACCAAUGUCAUUUCAUGAUUACAUGCUUAAUAUGUUAAUGAAACUCUGCUCUGACACUGAUUAUUGUGAUAUAAUAAUUUAAAACAUCGUUCCCUUGGCACCCACUGCCUCUUGGAACAGCAUUUCACCUAAUGCCAGAGAAAUGGUUCAAAAAACCAGUCAGCUAAACAUGUGGAAGAGGAUUCCUGAACUUUGUUGUAAUAUGAUCUAGAAAAAAUAGAGCAAGCAUCAUUUCUGAUCUGAGGUGUGGUAACUGAGAUCCUUAUGGAUGAAGUUACAAUAUUAACUCCUCCAUAGAGGAGGCAGAAAGCCCAUCCAAAUCACCUUCACAAUCCCUCUUUAUUCUAACUUGUGCCAAGAAGCACUCUCUGAGAUUAAGCUACAUGAAUGCUAAAGACUGGAACAGGUGACAUUCAACCAUGGGCUGAUCCUUGAGUUAGUCACUCACUUUUCUAUUGGAACUACAGGCAUUCACUCUAGGGACCGCCUUCUGCCGCCACUGCCUGAAAUGUUAGGCAACUGAGAAGGAGGUCAUCUGUUCCAAUGGAAAGACCUUACUUUAGUCUACUAGCCAGCCUCAGCUUUCCCCAUCUAUUAAAUGACAAGAUUGAACUAGAUGAUUCCCUCUGGCCCCCUCAGGACCAAUAUUCUCUGUUCUCUUUUCUAAUAUCCCUUCUAGCUUUCACAUUCUCUAAUCUAAUCAUUUAAGACCUUCCCUUAUAGCUUACAGCUGUAAUUCCUGUAAACACAUCCAUAUUCCUGGGAAGAGUUGUUCUGACCUCUGUGUGAAGGAAAUUGCUGAGAGCAGGUUUGUGGGGAGACAAAAGUGAGUAGUGAAGGGGAAGCCUGACCUCCAGAUCUUCUUUUUAGUAAUUAAGUUACUUGUUUCUCCAUGGUCAAGGAUUAGUUCUCAAGUCAUCUCUGCCUGCCAAAGUAUAAUCCUCUGGACUCCCCACUCAUCAUUGUGACUCCAUCAUGUCACCAGAUACCCUGAGUUUAUGUGCUUCCCACAAAAGACCAGAGCCUGGUACCCAGUUAUUCCUCAUGUUAUGGUCAACCCUUCCCAACCCUUUCCCCCCAGACCUCCAGCUGAAACCCAGAGUGAGUGAGCCUCUUGUCGCCUCUGGCCGCCACCUCAUUGUAGCUUUGCCUUUUUCCUGUCCUCGUAUUUCCUCCCUCCCCAUGAUGAUGUUUACAUGUGAUUGCCAUGACAUCGCUUUCUGUGGACUGUGUCUGAUAGCCUCCCUCCCCCCCUCCCCAUCUAGGAAUGGGCAGUGCUAUCCGUCUCUGUGCUGUGCUGAUGUUUAAAAAAAAAAACAAAAAAAAACACAAAACCGUUAAGUGGAAUUCUUCCAUCUCCUUCCUCAGCACAAGGCUGAAUCAAAGCUCACACCUGGGCUCUGGUUGCAGAAGGAAAAUGCAUCAAAAAUGGAAAGAAUAUGAAUGGAUUGAGUGCAGCCAAGGGUCCAUCCAGGGUAUCUGCAUCUGCUUUAGAAUCUCAGAGUGGUGGAAUGCAGCUGGAGUUAGGGGGUAACCCAGGCUUAGGAAAGCAACGGUGCCAUCAAUUGUGCAAGAGGAAAGAGAAGGUCCCAUGAUUCAAAGACUCAAUCCAUACUCAAGUCCUAAUUUAGGAAGAGAUGCAAUAAGUGGUCUUUUUAAUGCCUAGAGCCUAUAAAAUAGUUUUGAGAGACUUCUCCAAGACUUAUGCAAUAUGCACACUGGUGCCCAUGGGGAGGGUGGGCCAUUGGAGGCCCAGAGGUCUGAAGGUCAGCAGCUAGGGUCCUGCUGGAUGUCCAGAACUACCUGUCUGGGGUUGGUGAAGGACAGAGUAUUUAGUUGCUGCCAGUACUAUACUUGAAGCUUGUCCUGGAGACUUUAAAAGAAAUUAUAAUGCUAAAGUGAAACAGCCAUCCCCAUGUACUUUGUUAAUAGCGAUGGGUGCUAGAGCAAGGGGUCCUCUGAGGUUUGCUCUCCUUAAGCUGGAGAAGCUUUCCUGAGCUCAGAGAGCCAAAGCCUUCAAGGGAAGGAGUUGCAUGUAGAGGGGAAGGAAGACUUCCUCAUUUUCUUGGCCAAAGGAGUGGGACUCCUCUCUGCGCUAGAUUGACCAAGGGGAAAAAAAGUCCAUAGCAUUGUGCAAUAUGUUGGAUCUGGUCCCGCUAAACGUAUCCUUUUGCAUUUCAAAGGAGAAAUGGACUCAAGUGUUCCUUGCUGAAUCUGGAACAAUAUUGUAAAGAAAAUAAUAAAUCCAGCUUCUAGAGCACUUUACAAUUUAUGAAGUAUGUUUCUCAUGGUGAGCCUAUAAAGUACAGAGUGCAAGUAUUAUCUCCCAUUUUGCCGAAGAGAAAAGUGAGGCUCCACGAGGUUAAGUGAUUUGUCCAAGGUUAUUUAUUGGCAGAGCUAAGAUGCAAACCUAGGUUUCCUAGUGACUCUAAGUUCAUGUUUCCUCCCCCAACACCACUGCACUAUAGAGCUAAAGGGAAAGCAAUAGGAGCUUGAGCUCAUUGCUCUUGUAGUACUUGUCUUCCCAGUUUUUGGAGCCCAAUUACUUCAUGCUUUUGGAAGUAGACCUGGGUGACUUUCUGGCAAGCCAGAAGGUCACUUUAAUAAAAGCAUUAAACCAAGGAAGGUCCUAUUUGUCUCUCUGACAAUACCAGGGGUUAAGUUGGAGAGAGGAGAGAUGCUCCCAAGUGGUGGUGAGUGCCAGUGAAGGAAAGAAGAAGCCAGACUGGAAACCACCUCAUUUGGGGGUUAUACAGAGGAAAAUCACACCUGUUUGAGCACUUUGUCAGCUCUCUUUGUAAGAAUACCCAAUAAUAGAAUCUAGAAAUGAAAGUAUGCCUAGCAACUUUGGAAGAGAGUGAAGGACUUUGGAAAGCACUUACUGUAAAGCCAGUCUCUCAGUGAGAGAACACCCUUUGGGGAAACGAAUGAUUUCACUCUAGCUGAGCGAACCGAAACAAGUGACUUCCCCUCUGUGGACCUCAGUUUAAGUCCCCUGUAAAAUGGUUGUAGCCAGGGGGGUGGUAGGAAUUGGACCAGACAAUCCCCAAGAUUCUAUCCUGCUCUGAUAAUAUUCUCCACUCCCUUCUGGAGCUGCUCGUAGUAGACCAAGCCAUAGUGAAGGCAAGAGAGGCUUCUACCUGCUUUCCUUAAUCUCGUUUUUAGCUUUUAGGCCAUUUCUAAUCCUCGGAAUGAAUACUCCCAGUGAGUCAGUCAGCCGAGAGGCAGGGAACCAGCUAUUUUUACUCCUGUAUGGAGGAGGCCUCCUCAGAGCUUAAGCCAUAGCCUCUUAAAGGAUGAUGUGAGAGGACAACAUUCAGAGAUGCCUACCUGCAGUGAAUGCAUUCAUGGGAAGGUUAUAUCCAGAGAGCUUCUGUUCUCUCCUCACACAGCCUGCACCUUGGGAAACUUUCCCCAUUAGGAGUUUGCUUGUUGUUUAAAAUUUGCAUCGUUGAACAAGAUUUUUCAGACAUUGCUUUUAGAUGGUUAGAAAAUAUCUAGAAAAGCUAUAGGUGGAACAUGAUGAUUCAUCAGUUAUUCUGCAUGUGUUGGUAGCUGUUUUUGUAAAGACGCAACGUUUGUCUGCCUCUUGGAAUUGGUUAACAUCGUCAGAGCUAGACAUGGGCUUCCUUCCAAUUCCCUGUUACGUGUGGACCGUUACCUUAUCUGCAGAACAUACAAGGUAGAGUUGGAAGGGACCCUCGAGAUCUAGUUCAACCCCUUCAUUUUGCAGACGUAGAAAGAGAGAUAGAAAGAGAUGAAGUGACUUGUCCCAGGACAUAGUAAGUAGCAAUCAGAACUUCAGCCCCAGCCCUGCGGACCACAGAGUGGGUCCUCUUUUUGUCAUAUUAGAUUUUCCCCUCCAGGGACAGACAACAGAGCCCUGUGGAUGGAUUGCUCCUGGCCUUGGCAUCAGGAAAACCAGGGUUCCAGUCCUGUCUCUCACAUGCUAGCCAGAUCCUGUAAUCAUGGGCAGGUGCCUCAAUAUACCAGUGGCCCCAAGAAGCUCAUGAAGGCUCAGAGUUUCCGAUGAAUGGCCAACCUACAUCAGCCAGGAGGUCCUGGCACUGAUGAAAUUAGAGGCCCACUCCAAAACCAAAAUGAAAUAAAACAAAAACCCGUAGGUCCCAGCUUUUAAAAUCCUUUGCCCUCUUGACUUUUAAAUACAGAAAGACCUCAAUUUUCAAUUAUCCACUCACCUGAGGGGGCCUAGAAACCACUCAUAUUUCACUUUUCCUGGAGUCAUGAUCAGCUCAUGGGCAUUUUCCAUAGGGCCUGCCUCUUGGAAUUUGUUAACAUUUUUGCCUUACUAAAGUGCCUGGCACAUAGUAGGCGCUUAAUAAAUGUUUAUUGAUUGAUUAUUGAUCGAUAAGGCCAAAAGAGGAUAAAUGCAGGGUAUGUAAAGUAUACAGGGGGCGGGAGGGUGGAAAUCCCAUUUCUCCCUUCUGCUUUCCAUCCAGCUGAGGACGGCAGAGCCCAUUAGAACACUAGUUAUCAAGGGACGUAGAAAUCAUUCCCUUUGUAGAUUUUCCAUGGAUUUCACUAUCUUUUCAAAUGCACUAAUCACCACUGUGGACAUGGGGGACCAAACCUGAACCUCCGUAGAGAGUCCAUGGUAUAUGAAGCAGCUUUCCCCCAAAGUGCAAUACCAGCAAGUCUAAAUCCUGGUAUCCUUAGGGUGACCACUCUGCACAGCUCACCUGUCCCCCCAAAGAGGGAAAGAAACUAGGGAUGGAGGGGGAGCCUAAGGCUUCUCCAAACCUAAGCAGGGCCAGGCCUGUUCUUUCCCAUGUCCUGGAGAGCUCAUGAGCAUGUAAUAGGUGCUGGAUGAAUAUUUGGCUACAGUGAAGAAGGCGGUGAAGGGGUUUUUUUGUAUUUAACUAGCUUUUCUGAUGCUUUCAGGUUAGGAAUAAAAAGUCAUAAAAUAGCCUCUCAAGAAGGCUUUGGGAAUCCCAGAGGUGUCUUGAUGUGGGCAUUUGGUAGAAAAGGAGAUGGUCCACUUGGUUUUCUGGGCAGCUUAUCUUAGGGGAGAAGGGUCCUUCCUAUAGUGCCCCAGGUGAGGGCAGUCUUCCUAGAUCCUUGGGGAAUUCUGCUCACCAUCCGUCCCCAUCCCUCCCAACCAGCCUUGCAUCCUAAGGUUAGCUUUGAAAUCUUCGCCGGGGCCUCCUAGGCCGUCCCAGGAACUCUGACUCUGAUGGAAUGAUGCUCUCUGUCUAUAGGUGAGCUUUAAUCCCUGGCUCUAGGGGUCAGGUGGCAGCCUAGCCCAGCCCAACCUCGACAACCCUCAGCAAUAUUGAGCCAAGGGAAGCCUUCCUCUUUCCAUCAUGGGCUAGAACCUGGGGAUGGUUCCCUGAGCUGAGAUCUGCAUCCCUCCCAAAGGGCACAGUUAGGGGCAUUAUUGAUCAGGAAGCUAGGCAAAGAUAAAUGCAGCAAAGAGUGCCCAUGCAUGGGUGUGUGUGUUUGUGUGAAUGAGAGAGAGAAAUUCAGUUGAUGCAUUUCUUGAGAAAGGUGCAAGAAUUUCACCUACAGAGGGACACAUCUGCUUUGUUAUUUAUAAUAGAAAGCUCAAUUUUAAUUUUGUAAAAGACACCGCUAAUGAUUGAGAAUCAAGUUUUUAGUUUUGCUAUUUUUUUUAAUUGGUAGAGGUUUUUAUAUAUUUUCCCGCUUAUGUUGGGAUGUGUCCUUAUUUAUAUAAUAUACUUUAACCUUCAAAGGCAAGGGGUCCCUAUGCCUUUUAUUAUUAUUGUUGUUGUUGUUGUUAUUGUUAUUGUUGUUGUUAUUUUAUUUCUAGUGUGAUUUACUUGUCUACCUUCUAAAUGAAAAAACGUUUCCUUGUAUUUUUACAUUGUCAGAUUCUAUAGUUUCAUAGAUAAUUUAACCAAAUUGCUCUGUGUAUUAUUAUCCCGUGAGUAUAAAGUUCUAUUUUAACUUCUGUAAAUAUUUCAGAACGGGCUUCUUUUUUUCAAACUCCAGCUAUGGAGCUAAUUGUUUACAUCACAAAGACUGUAGAUUCUCUAUGCUCAUGUACUGUAAAUAGUGACGUGAUCGCCGAUAAAUAAACUAUAACAAAUACACUACUGUGUUUAAAAACAAUACAAAA